GAAAAGACGGCGGGCGGGCGGGAGCCGAGGGACGCGGGCCCGAGUUGGCAGCGCGACUGCCGAGGGCGAGGAAGGUAUUUCUGUGGGAGCGCGGCCGGCCUGCCCGCCCACCGGCCUCCUGCCCGCCCCGCCAGCCUCCCCCGCCCCGCCGCUGGUUGCCGGCUGACAGAGAGAGAGAGAGAAAAAAGAGGCAAAGAAAAACAAAACCUGGAGACACAGAAAAGGGCUCUAGGAAAAAGUUUUGGAUGGGAUUAUGUGGAAACUACCCUGCAAUUCUCUGCUGCCAGAGCAGGCUCAGUGCUGCCUUCUCCCCAGCGGCGCAGCCCGCGCCGGGCGCUGCUGAGAGACGCCCGGGCCUCGGUGCCGCGCCGCCAGUGCCUGCAGUACCGGAGCCCCUCGCCCCGCCGGCCCAAUGCUCCUCCUCGGGCUGCUCCUGCUGACAUCUGCCCUGGCUGGCCGGAGGCAGGGGGCCGCCGCCGAGUCCGACCUCAGCAGCAAGUUCGCCUUCUCCGGCGCCAAGGAGCAGAACGGUGUGCAGGAUCCUCAGCAUGAGAAGAUAAUUACUGUGACUACUAAUGGAAGUAUUCACAGCCCCAAGUUUCCACACACAUACCCACGCAAUACUGUUUUAGUGUGGAGAUUAGUAGCAGUAGAUGAAAAUGUAUGGAUACAGCUUACUUUUGAUGAAAGAUUUGGGCUUGAGGACCCAGAAGAUGACAUUUGCAAGUAUGACUUUGUAGAAGUUGAAGAGCCUAGUGAUGGCACUGUUUUAGGGCGCUGGUGUGGUUCCAGUAGUGUGCCAAGCAGACAGAUCUCCAAAGGAAACCAGAUCAGAAUAAGAUUUGUGUCUGAUGAAUAUUUUCCUUCUGAACCUGGAUUCUGCAUCCAUUAUACACUUCUUAUGCCACACCACACAGAAGCACCAAGUCCAUCAUUGCUCCCCCCAUCAGCUUUACCGCUGGAUGUAUUAAACAAUGCCGUUGCUGGAUUUAGCACUGUGGAAGAACUCAUCCGGUACCUUGAACCAGAUCGCUGGCAAUUGGAUUUGGAAGAUUUGUACAGACCAACGUGGCAACUUCUUGGAAAGGCAUAUAUUCAUGGGAGGAAAUCAAGAGUGGUCGAUCUCAACCUCCUCAAGGAGGAGGUGCGGCUCUAUAGUUGUACUCCUCGCAACUUCUCCGUGUCACUGAGGGAGGAGCUGAAGCGAACUGACACCAUCUUCUGGCCAUUGUGUCUUCUGGUCAAACGCUGUGGUGGAAACUGUGCCUGUUGUCAUCAGAGUUGCAAUGAGUGCCAAUGCGUACCAACAAAAGUCACCAAAAAAUAUCAUGAGGUUCUUCAGCUGAAGCCGAGGAUUGGCGUCCGAGGAUUGCAUAAAUCAUUGACAGAUGUACCCUUGGAACACCAUGAGGAGUGUGACUGUGUGUGCAAAGGGAAUACUGAAGGAUAAAAAAUAUUUAAUUGUGCUGUUUUCUUUCAAAGCACAUUCAAUCAAUGGCUGAUUCUAUUAUGGGGCUUGUGCAUUAUCUCCUUCUGUAAUCUCAGUUGUUUGCUUUGGGGAUCUUCCGUCUUCAAGAUUCACAGUGAGCUCUAAAAAGAGGAGAAGGCAAACUGGGAUUAUAUGUUGUGUGACAGCUCUGUUUGGAGGCCCAGUGAAAGGAUGGGAGAAAGGCAUCAAUGAGGGAUUUAAAACACGUGUAUUGUUUUUUCCCCUACAGUUUUAUUGACAAUACAUGGAUCUAUAAUUUAGGAGUAAAAAUAAAGUUAGAAGGCUCACUUCAUGGAGACUUGAUCCUGCUGGCUGUCGCAUUUCUACAGCUCCAGUACAUCUGGCCUCUGGUUGAAAACACCUGAAAUCUUCCUUUCUGUGUUCAACUACUCCUAGGUACUCUAAAUUGAAGCAUUCUUUGUUGUACAAACUUGGGGUAAAAGAGACUGUCUUGUUCCGAAUCAAACUUAAUUUCUCUAAUGCUGGUAGGAAGGACUGGAUUUUUCCAUAUGCUCUAGUAAAGCUCCUGCCUUUUAGAAAGAAGACUGGACAAUAACGUGAGCUAAGGAAGCAAAUAUUGAAAAGAACAGCGCCUUUUUUCUUACUACUACGGCUGAUGAUUUUUUGUUUGUUUGUUUGUUAUUUUUUAUCGUGUACAUUUUUAUACUCUCCUUUUGACAAUAUAACUAUUUGCUUUUCUAAACUUGUUAAAUAUAUCUAUUUUUACCAAAGGUAUUUAAUAUUCUUUUUUUUUUAUUACAAUCUAGAUCAACUAUUUUUUAGCUUUGUGAGACUUUAAAGCCAGAUUUAUACAGCUGGAGUAACAGAGGUGUGGUUACAAUGGGAAAGGAGCAUGAUGAUUUCUUUGCAGUUUGUUGCUACACAGUGAAAAAAUAGUUUUUUACCUGGAUGCACAGUAAAAAUAAAGAGAGAUGUGUGGAUGAAGCUCUAAGCUUGCUAGCUUCAUGGCACUGAAAAUAUGAGAGAUGGACAUCACUGUAAGUGGUUUCAGAAGCUGACUCUAAAAAUUCCCUCUCUCCAUUCUGGCCUUUGUUCUGGUAGAAAAGAAAUGACCCUAGAUAGAUGCAUUCUGGUUUGUUUAACUCUUUAAUUUCUUUAAAGUAGGAUGAUCUACAAUGUAAGAAAAGCAGCCCAGUGGCUUGCAGCCUUCAUGAUGCAUCAAGGUCAUGGGAAGGCAGCCUUGUUAAUGUUGAAGUGUAUGGUUUUCCAUUGAAGGUUACAGCUGUUCAAGAACUGUGUGCUCACAGGAUCGUUACACUCUUCAGUACAGUUUGAUGAACUAUGGUUUCAUUCUUCUGUACGCUAUAUUCAUUAACCAAUACACUUAUCCCACCCUAUGCAAAUUGAAAAGGAAAAGUAAAAGUAUUUUGCUUGUAAAAUGCUUUAACAUUAUGCCUAGUUUAUUUUUUUGACUAUUGGAUUUGCAGAUUGUAAUGAAUCACCAAAUAAAGUAAUAAUGCUAAUUUUGGGAGAAUAAAUGUUUCUGUGUGGUUGCAUACUUAUAUCUUUCCAACAUACAAUAACAGGAAAAGUUAAAGAGGGUGAUUUUCUACUUAGCAUUUUGAAUGUCAGUUACGAAAACAAGUCUUCUGUUACCAAGACUUCCACUUGCUUUAUUAAUUCUGCUUUGCUGUAAAUCCACAAGAAGGGUCAAACAAGAAUGUGAUGUUAUUUGUAUAAACAUACAAAAUGUUUUAAAUUGUGUGCAUGUGAAGCCAUUAAAUUGAAAUAACACCUUC
This is a messenger RNA of Columba livia (rock pigeon), 3249 nucleotides long. It is a transcript of the gene PDGFC, whose product is annotated as platelet derived growth factor C. Bases 413 to 1450 code for a protein of 345 amino acids. The transcript has 7 exons. The record is from RefSeq and is a predicted model, not a curated record. Gene Ontology annotation, cellular component: membrane. NCBI's taxonomy places the organism in Eukaryota, Metazoa, Chordata, Aves, Columbiformes, Columbidae. Gene Ontology annotation, biological process: positive regulation of MAP kinase activity; positive regulation of cell population proliferation; positive regulation of cell migration. Gene Ontology annotation, molecular function: platelet-derived growth factor receptor binding; growth factor activity.